UCCAGAAGCCUGGUGGGGCCAAUGCAGUGGACCGUUGUACUGGUGGAUGGGGCAUGCCCGCAGCUGGGGCUUUAAGCUCUCCUUGUUCCUCUUUUGCAGGUGCUUGCCACAGUGCUCUGGGGGGCAGGAGGACAUGCUCCACCCCGCCACUGGGGUCCCCACGUGGCUGCAAAGCUGAGAGCCUGCCGGGACAUGGCACAGUAGGCAGCGCCGAGGGUGACCGGUGUUGAGCUACCCGGACGCAAAUGGAACGCAGCAGCCGGGGCGAGGCGGCGGACAUGGAGCCAAGCGCGGGGCCUGGCGAUGCCGACAAGGCAGUGAGCCACAGCUGCUGCAUCUGUGGCAAGAGCUUCGCCUUUCAGAGCUCCCUGUCGCAGCACAUGCGCAAGCACACGGGCGAGAAGCCCUACAAGUGCCCAUACUGCGACCACCGUGCGUCCCAGAAGGGCAACCUUAAGAUCCACAUCCGAGCGCAUCGCACGGGCACCCUGGUCCAGGCGCAGGCCCAGGCACACGAGCCCGAGGCAGGCGAGCCUCGCGUGUCCGAGGGGCUGGACGGCUGCACCAGCCCCACCAAGAGUACCUCGGCCUGCAACCGCAUCGUCCACGGCGGCAGCCGCAAAAGCACGGGGGCCGUGGGAGCCCUGCCCGAGGAGGAGGACGAUGAGGAGGACGACGAGCCAGAAGAGGAGCAGGAGGAGCGGACGCCCGCGCAGUGCUCCUUCUGCCGCAGCCACUUUGCGCGUCGCAAGGAGCUAGAGCGGCAUGUGCGCCUUGCUCACAAGCCCUUCCGCUGUCGCCUCUGCAGCUUCGUGACGCUGCGCGAGGAGUCGCUUCUGAGCCACAUUGAGAAGGAUCACAUCAGGGCACAGGGCCCCUGCACUGGAGGUGGCGGAGGCAGUGAUACAGCUGGGGCACAAGCGGCUGGGACGCCUGAGCUCCCCAGCAAGGCCGAGCCUCCAACCGGCGAAUUCCCAUGCGAGGUGUGCGGCCAGGCUUUCAGCCAAACGUGGUUCCUCAAGGCGCACAUGAAGAAGCACCGUGGCUCCUUCGAUCACGGCUGUCACAUCUGCGGCCGCCGUUUCAAGGAGCCCUGGUUCCUCAAGAACCACAUGAAGGCGCACGGCCCGAGGUCGGGCGGCAGGAACCGGCCGCGAGGCGAGCUGGAGCCCCUGGCCACCAUCAACGACGUGGUGCAGGAGGAGACGAUCGUGGCCGGCCUGUCGCUCUACGAGGUAUGCCCCAAGUGCGGGAACCUGUUCACCAACCUGGAUAGCUUGAACGCGCACAACGCUAUCCACCGGCGUGUGGAGGCCAGCAGGACGCGCACCCUGGGUGCGCCCCCAAACCCCGAUGGUGCCGUCCCCAACUCGCAGCAGUGCCGCUUCCUGCAAUGCUUGAAUUUGCAGCCGGUGAGUGACGGCCCUCUCCAGGGCCCCGCGGGUCAGCGGGUAGCCGAGCUGGACCCGGUGAACAGCUACCAAGCCUGGCAGCUGGCCACGCGUGGCAAGGUGGCUGAGCCUGCCGAGGCGCUCAAAUACGGUGCAUGGGACGAAGCGCUGGCCGGGGACGUGGCCUUCGACAAGGAGCGGCGGGAGUUCAUCCUGGUGAGCCAGGAGAAGCGCCGGCGUGAGCCCGAGCCCAGCACGCCGGGACCCUCACGCAAGCGUUCCGGGGACCUCGCGCCUCCCGGAGUGCCCGAGCCACGGCCCACCCCGCGACCCAGCCGCCGCGCGACUGCCCCCACCAGCCAGGGCAAGUCGUCCGAGUGCUUCGAGUGCGGCAAAAUCUUCCGCACUUAUCACCAGAUGGUGCUGCAUUCGCGUGUGCACCGCCGUGCACGCCGACACUUGGAGCGCGCGGGUCCCGGAGACCAGGAGCAUGCAGCGCGUGGGCGCAGUGGGUCCCUCAGCGAGGGCGACUCGGCCUCACAGCCCAGCAGCCCGGGCUCAGCCUGUGCGGCCGCCGACUCCCCCGGCUCUGGGUUGGCCGACGAGGCUGCUGAGGAGAGUGGAGAUGACGGCACGGCCAACCCCGACCCUGAGCCUGCACCAGAGCCAGAGUCACGUCGCUGCUGCGUCUCGGAGGAGGUGGCCCCGGCCACACUCGAGAAUGGAGACUCGGGCCACCAGGUGGGAAAUAGCCCAGUGGUAGCAGAGCCCAGGGAGCCCCAAACACGAACGGCACUCCCGUUGCUGGGGAGCCAUGGCCUAGACCCACCUGAGAGGCCCGAGCAGCCCCAAGUCUCUGUGGACCUGAAGCCUGAGGCCGCCGGCCUGUGUGGUGCUGACCUCGAGUUCCUGGGAGCUGCUGGUCCACAGCUCCAAUCUGUGAAGGAGGAGCCUCCGGGCGAUGGGAAGAAGGCGGCUACCCCCGCCCUGACACCACUGGACCUAAGUGAGCGGUCCACACGGGGUGGCCCUGGCCACCGGGAGCUGGCCUCGUCCCUGCAGGCUGCACUGGCUGUCCACCCCUGCGCCUUCUGCAGCCACAAGACACACUACCCCGAGGUGCUCUGGAUGCAUAAGCGGCUGUGGCACCGCGUGAGCUGCCACACCAUGACUCCCCAGUGGGUCCCACCCAACGGCCACAGGACUAUCCGCAACCACCUGGUGUUCCUGACCCGCAGUGGGCGCACCGGCCCCCCGCCUGCCCUGGGUGGCAAGGAGUGCCAGCCGCUGCCCAUUGCCCGCUUCUCCCGCACGCAGGUGCCGGGUGGGGCGCCAGGGCCCAAGGGCACUACUUCUACUCCGCUGGCAUCGGCCAAGACCACCGGCUUGCCCAAGAGCAAGGAGGGUCCCUGGCCUGCUGGCCUUGAGGGGUCCCGUCCACCCAAACCCAGCCCAGCACCCGAGCCGCCCGUGGCCCCACUGAAGCCCAAAGCCGAGGCCAGUACUCGUGCCGGGCCUGCCGUGGGCAGCAGCUUCAGCCGUGGUGCAUCCUCCACGCCCAGUGUCAUCACCCGAGUGGGCCCCCAGACCCCAGGUUCCGCCCGGCCCGGGGACAAGUUCACCCUGGUGGCCCCGGGCCCCACGGUGAAGCACAGUGCCCCGGACCCCCUGAAAGCCAAAUGCAGCCCCCAGCCUCAGGCCCAGUCUCACGGGAAAGGCGAUGGGGCCCCCCCUCUACCUCCCCACGAUUCCCCCUCCAAGGCGGGCUGCGGUGGCUCCCGGGGCAAGGCAGCUGCCACGACCCAGCCGGUGCUGCACACCAUGACAGAGGAGCCGGCCGCUGAAGGCCGUGAGAAGCGCCUGGACAUCCUCAGCAUCUUCAAGACCUACAUUCCAAAGGACUUCGCUAGCCUCUACCAGAGCUGGGGGGCCAGCAGCCCCGCACUUGAGCACCGAGGGGAGAGACCAUUUUAAUGCCCACCGUCCACAUAGUGCCUCUCAGAACCAGAAACCCAGACGGGAGCACUUCCACCCAGCACCCCACGACCGCCACCACCCAGCCCUUCACCACCUCCUUAGCUUGCUGUGGUGCCCCUUCCUUCAGUGCCGGACAGUGGAGAGCCUGUCUGGGCGGGGCCAUAGAGCUGGAGCUGCUGUGCCCGAGCCAGGCCAUAUCUGCUGUGCCGGAGCCGAGCCAUAUCCCGGAGCCUCUGUGCCCAAGCCGCUAUGCUGCCCCAGCAGAGCCCAGCCACAUCCUACAGCACUGUGCUUGAGCGUAGCCAUAUCCUGCAGCUGCUGUGCCGGAGCCGGUGCUGGAUCCACUAUGUCGGGGCCUCUGUGUCAGAGCUGCUGUGUUAGAGCCGCUGUGCCGGAGCCACUGUGUCAGAGCUGUUGCACCAGAGCUACUGCGCUGGAGCCAUUUCGCUGAGCUGCUGUUCUAGAGCCGCUGCGCUGGAGCCGCUGUCCCGGAGCCUCUGUGUCGGAGUUGCUGUCCCAGAGCUGCUGUGCUAGAGCCGCUGUCUUGGAGCUGCUGCGCUAGAGCCGCUACAUUAGAGCCACUGUCCUGGAGCUGGCCUGUGCUGCCCUGAACUCCCAGCAUGGUGCUGCCCUGGACCCACUCCGCUCUCCACAUAUACACUCCGGGCUCAGCCUUGUCCCAGGGCUUUGUGCAGGCCCUGGGCACAGCAUUGUGUCACCUGUGGUUGGGUCGAAGUCAAGUUCAAGACACUGGAAGAAAAGACUGAGAGGAUAGUGGGGGCUGCAGGGGUGAGGUGUGUGGGCACUGUACCUGCCUUGUGAGCACUGCAAAAAAGGAGUGAGGGAGUGAGGUGCCUGGAGCUUGCCUGGGCGUGGUAGGAUUGGGGUGUUCUGGCACCCCCCCACUCACCCUGGGCCUCGCUGGCUCCGGCCAUGGCCAUGGGAUCUGGGGAAGCUCAGACACGACUCCGUGUUCAUCUCAGGACGUCCCAGCACCAGGGCUGCUUGGAAAUGCGCAGGGGGGAGCCGUCCCCCAGCACUUAGCCAUGGACCUUGGGGCGGGAACCCCACAGCCUCAUGGAAGAAGCCAGAGUGGAUUGUAGGUUCUCUGGAACCUUCUGCUCCCCUGCCCUGUCCCGCCUCUUUGCCCUCUCCCACAAGCAGGUGUCUUUGGGCCUUGGGUCCUGUCCAGGGGACUGGGGUCCCCCCCACUCUCUUAGGACCACCCAGCCUUGGGCAGGGGCUCGAUUACCUCUUCCUCACUCCUGUAGAGGCACAUGCCGGGAGCAGGAGGCCCUGACAGGUGUGAGUCGAGCUGUGUGCGGGUGCAGGGUGGCCCCGAGACACAGGCCCUGAGCCCUGUGUGGGGCCGACCCAAUAGCUCCACAGGUUUUGCACAGAUUUUAUGCAUCACCCAUGUUACUGCUGCCUUGAAAGAAAAUGUCCUGUGAAAUUUUUUGCAAAAGCUUUACUAGUUUUUUUUAAUUGUGAAUUUUUUUUGGGGUGGGGGGUAAAGGCAGGUAAUGGAUUCCCAUGCGCAUGCUAAAUAUAUUUUUCCAAGAAGCAAUAAUUUUACAUGUACAGAAAUGACCCUGAACACCAGUGAGAGCGAUCGUUUACCGAACAGUCAGAUUUGCGUGUUUUUGUUUUUUGUUUUUCUUUAUUUU
This is a messenger RNA of Suncus etruscus (white-toothed pygmy shrew), 5035 nucleotides long. RefSeq names its product zinc finger protein 516 (gene ZNF516). Bases 246 to 3365 code for a protein of 1039 amino acids. Gene Ontology annotation, biological process: regulation of DNA-templated transcription. Gene Ontology annotation, molecular function: DNA-binding transcription factor activity, RNA polymerase II-specific; RNA polymerase II cis-regulatory region sequence-specific DNA binding. Gene Ontology annotation, cellular component: nucleus. NCBI's taxonomy places the organism in Eukaryota, Metazoa, Chordata, Mammalia, Eulipotyphla, Soricidae. The transcript is spliced from 3 exons. The record is from RefSeq and is a predicted model, not a curated record.